Messenger RNA from Acytostelium subglobosum LB1, 459 nucleotides. RefSeq lists its product as hypothetical. NCBI's taxonomy places the organism in Eukaryota, Evosea, Eumycetozoa, Acytosteliales, Acytosteliaceae. The transcript has a single exon. The record is from RefSeq and is a predicted model, not a curated record. Bases 1 to 459 code for a protein of 152 amino acids.
AUGGCUCAAUCUACCGGCACUACAAACACUGGAGACUCCACAACUGGUACUCCAGCGGAAACACCAACCCCAACUCCAACAGAUACACCAACCCCAACUCCAACAGAUACACCAACUCCAACACCACCUCCACCACCCAUUCCUUUCACAGCACAACUCGCUCAGUCCCAUGUAAUCCCUCCCGAGGGGCUGACCUGGUCCACCAAGGACAUCAAAGACAACACGCUUCAUUUGGUUGGCAAGAGAGACACUUUGUUGAUGAUCAAAGCCAAAGAUUCAACUGGCAAUAGGAAACUGGUCCUGGCCAAUCGCGAUCCCAAAGUGGACAUCUAUGUGCCCACUGCCAAUUGGACACCACAGAAGCCGGAGGAGGUGAGCCUGGCAACCAGUAUCACUCUUCGUCCACCAGAUCAACUUCCACCAGUAGAGUCCGGCGAAGACGUUCACCGACACGCAUAG